Messenger RNA from Peniophora sp. CBMAI 1063, 912 nucleotides. Lineage: Eukaryota; Fungi; Basidiomycota; Agaricomycetes; Russulales; Peniophoraceae. The record is from the annotation of a GenBank genome assembly.
AUGACGACCCUCAAGCUCCCGUUCGCCAUCCUCAACGCCUUCACGACCCGAAUUGACGGAGGGAACCCAGCAGCCGUCAUCCGAACCACACCGGAACAAGACGCAUCGCUGACAGAUGCGCAACGUCUCACCAUCGCGCGUAAUUUGAACCAGCCGAUGCACAUCUUCGUCACCCCUACGGACGAUCCUGAGGCGUUCAGAGUGCGGUGGAUUAUGACAACACAGGAAGUUGUACUCUGCGGACACGCAACGUUCUGCGCAAGCGGCUUGAUCUUCGGAGAGGAGCCGGGUAGCCCGUUUUAUAUGCAAGGAGCCAAAGCCGCACGGACGCUCAAUUUCAAUGGGCUAGAGAACUCGCUAACGGGGAGUAAGGUCGACGACGGGAAGAUUGAGGUUGCGUUGGAGGUGGCGAGGGUUGAGGAUCUGAUUAGAGAGGAUCCUCGAGCGGUGAAGCUUCGGGCGGCGGUCGCUGCUGCGUGUGGCGCAGAUCUGACUGUCGUGUACUUGGGAGCGGGAGUUGGUCUUGCGUACGGAUGUUACAGUCUUAUCGAGGUCGGGACGGAUGAUUUGGCGGGUUUGACUGUCAAUUUCGAUCACCUUAGGAAUACGGGCUUCACAGACCACAUUUUUACCGCCCGACCGUCCUCCGCAGCCCGCGAGGCUGGCGUGACGUUCGAAGUUCGGGUAUUCGCGCCCGUGCUCGGCAUGAAUGAAGACCCCGUGUGCGGCUCGGCGCACGCACUGUUGGCGCCGUACUGGACGGAAAAGUUGGGCAUACAAGGACAGACGAUGCGCUCGCAUCAGGUUAGCUCUAGAGGAGGGGAUCUGUGGGUCAUCCUCGACGAGGAGAAGGGGCUUGUCAAGCUGGCGGGGUAUGUUGUGAAGGUUGUGGAGGGAACCAUCGCUGCAUAG